AUGGGUAUGGUUGCAAGUGGCUUUAUUGUGGUUGCCGGCUACUCAACGUGGCUGAAAGGGCAAAAAAUACCCACUUGUGAAGUCAUCUUGAUGUGCCUCAGUUUCUCUCGGAUUCUCCUACAGGGAACCAUCCUGCACUGCACAUUUUCUUCCACGUUAUACCUGUGGGAUGUCCUCAGGAUACAGUCCGUUCUCCUGGUGUUGACCAGCACAGCUUGUCUAUGGUUCGCCGCCUGCCUCAGUGUCUUCUACUGUGCCAAAAUUGCCACUUUCACUCACCGGUACUUUGUCCUGGUGAAGCUGAGAAUCACAGGGAUGGUUCCGAUGUUUCUGGUGGGGUCGGCCGCCGUCUCUUUGAUUUCGUGCCUCCCUUUCAUCUGGAUGGAUGACAACAUCCCACUCUGCAACUCCACCGGGAAUCUUCUGAAGAACCUCACUGUGGAGAACCGCGUGGGAAGCAUCUCCAACCUGAACGUCUUCUCCAUAUAUCUGACUUGGGCCAUCCUUCCACUUCUGCUUUUCGUGGCCUCGUCCACGUUGUUAAUCACAUCUCUGUGGAGACACACCAGGCAGAUGAGGCAGAGCACCAUGGGUUUGAAGGACCCGAGGACCGAGGCGCACGUCGCGGCCAUAAAAUCCCUAAUCUCAUUCCUAAUACUCUACGUCUGCAGCUUUGUAGCUGAUAUACUGCUUGGGAUUCCUUCCUGCGGAGCUAGACAUGAAUGGAAGAGAAACAUCUGUUUGCUGGUGAUUGCCAUGUGCCCUUCUCUGCACUCCGUUCUGUUAAUCUUCUUUAACUUCAGACUGAAGUUGGCGUUCAAAAACGUCCUGCUUUACCUAGCGUGCCGUCAGAAAAAAAAGACUACAGGUAGUUCUUGA
Molecule: messenger RNA, 879 nt
Organism: Ahaetulla prasina
Lineage: Eukaryota; Metazoa; Chordata; Lepidosauria; Squamata; Colubridae
Product: taste receptor type 2 member 40-like
Exons: 1
Coding region: 1-879 (292 amino acids)
Biological process (GO): G protein-coupled receptor signaling pathway; sensory perception of taste; detection of chemical stimulus involved in sensory perception of bitter taste
Cellular component (GO): membrane
Molecular function (GO): G protein-coupled receptor activity; bitter taste receptor activity
Source: RefSeq, a predicted model, not a curated record